Postia placenta MAD-698-R-SB12 is the source of this 3180-nucleotide messenger RNA. RefSeq lists its product as hypothetical. Gene Ontology annotation, biological process: protein import into peroxisome matrix. The record is from RefSeq and is a predicted model, not a curated record. NCBI's taxonomy places the organism in Eukaryota, Fungi, Basidiomycota, Agaricomycetes, Polyporales, Adustoporiaceae. The transcript is spliced from 13 exons. Gene Ontology annotation, molecular function: ATP hydrolysis activity; ATP binding. Gene Ontology annotation, cellular component: peroxisomal membrane; cytosol. Bases 1 to 3180 code for a protein of 1059 amino acids.
AUGGCCUACCUCUUCGACCGCCCGCUCACCGUCAACUGCACUCCUGCCUUCAGCGACGAGCUCCACGACCAAAUCUUGCUCUCUGGAGCCCUCUGGGAACGUCUAUGUCUGUCUUCUUCUGGAGAUUGCCCAGUUGCAGUGUCUAUUUCGCCAGCAACUUCUUGUAAUUCCCGGCGCACACUGGACUCGUUGCUUUCAUGGGCUAUUCUCAAACAAGACAAUGUACUUGAGGAGCGAUUCUUUGAUGAGCAAACAAUCCUGCGUCAAGGAUCGAUGCACACUUUCGAGGACGUAAUCCCGGAGAAUGCUGGCUCGCCUCCAAGUACUAGCGAGCCUUAUCAGUUCGUCCUGGCUCUAGCUGCCCCAGUGUUACAAGGCUGUGCACGGAGGCAAGCGACACGGCUCAUCAUUACCUCUGCGCUUACUCGAUACGGUUCAGUCACUCACGCACGAGCGGACCCUCCUGAAGAUACGCCAAGGUCUGAUCCCGGCUCUGAAGCGGAGGAGUCGGAAGACGAGGGCUUCGAGAUUGAUGAGGCCUUUCUUGCUGGAUCUAUCCUGCAUUCAUCUUCUGCGUCGUCCCCGCUCGCCGUUGAUGAUUACGUAGGCAACAUCAACGGGCACCGGUCUGAAGUGUCGCAUAUACAUGCGUCGGAGUGGUCAUGCAAGGUACGACCCUUGACCGCACAAGUUUCUGCACAAUGGGACGACUGUGCUGUGUAUGUACGAACUUGUGAUUUGAGUCGCAUUGGCAUUUUAAGUGGAGACUGGGCUGUUGCACGUUCUGGCCGUGGCUCUUCUAGUCGCCUGGUGUGCGUAUACGCACAAGACACGCAGACGGAACCGAACAUUGCGUAUGCCGCACCGCAACUGUUGCAUAAUAUUUUGGGCGGAACACCCUUACACGACACGCAAAACAUAUACCUGCGCUCGAGCCCGUUUGGCUCACAGCAACCCACUAUACCCACUGCGCGAACGAUGACAAUAGCUCGUGUGGCGUCGCCAGCUUCCACGGACAGAGCGUAUCAGCGUCUCUUCCUGCGUGCUCUGCAAGAUUACUUGCGUCAAGAGAGGCGCAUAGUCAAGCAGGGAGAUGUCAUUACCGUUACCAUCAACACGGACGAGGCUCGGCGACAUGACGACCCGGAGUCGUCAGAGGAGUCGAAUGGAGAUGAUGAUUCAGAUACUCUAGUUGAUACGCUUUCUGAUGGAUUUGACGAAUCUAAUGAGUUAGUUUUCUUCAUGGUCACUAACAUCGAGCACAAUGUCAUACCAAGUCAUGGCGAGGUUUCUUCUUCGGACGCAUAUGUUGGUUCGACCGUCGGCGAACUUGGAUGUUGGGUGGAUUCUGCUGUCACGCGCAUCGUGCAGACUGGCGUCGAGCAUUCUAGAGUACCUGAUACCGCAGGCUACCUGGAACUCCCCGGGUAUCCUUCUUCUCUCUUCGGUCCAGACAGUGCCUAUGAGAAAUUGUUGGCUCUGACGGCAGCAGCUUUGAACCGACAUGCUGUCGACUACCAACUUCAGCUGUCGAUCCUUCUGAAGGGCCCAAGGGGGGUAGGAAAAUAUACAGUCGCAAUGCAAGUAGCACGGCGGCUUGGCAUUCAUCUGUAUGAGAUUGACUGCUUUGACAUUAUUGACGAUAACGAGGUGAAAACCGAGGGCACUUUACGGGCGCGCUUCGAACAAGCGGCUGCAUGCUCACCGUGCAUUCUGUUGUUGAGAAACAUAGACGCAUUCUCUCAAACAACACAAGGCAUAGAAUCUGGCAAAGAGGGCAAUUUUUCAAAUGCGUUGCAAGAGUGUAUAAACAGUCUACAGCAAACAUGGAGCCUGACCGGAUACCCGGUCCUUGUAGUGGCGACGACGAGCAAUCCUGAACGUGUUCUCCCUCGUAUAAUGUCUUGUCUCAAGCACGAGAUUGCGUAUGAGGCUCCCGGGGAACGAGAGCGACACGAGAUAUUGACAUCGCUGUUGCAUGGGUACCACCUUGGACCAGAUGUCUCUGUGAAGGAUCUAGCUGUUCAGACAGCUGCGCUGGUAGCUGCGGACCUGGCAGACUUUGUAUGUCGAGCGAGACGUGCGUCCGUGCAGCGUGCCUUGCGGGAUACCGAUCAAGGAGAAUUCGACAUGUUCAACGCUGGUAUACCCAUCAUCGCAGCUGAUUUCGAACUCGCCUUGUUAGAAUCAAGAGCAUCCUACUCAGAAAACAUAGGCGCUCCCAAGAUCCCCUCAGUGUCAUGGGACGAUGUCGGAGGCCUUGCUCAUGUCAAAGCAGAUAUCUUGGACACUAUCCAACUGCCUCUGGAACAUCCCGAACUAUUCGCGGAUGGUUUGAAGAAGCGGUCGGGCAUAUUACUCUACGGGCCUCCGGGGACCGGAAAGACGUUGCUGGCAAAGGCUGUCGCAACAUCUUGUGCUCUUAACUUCUUCUCGGUCAAAGGGCCGGAACUGCUCAACAUGUACAUUGGCGAGUCGGAGGCCAACGUCCGCAGAGUCUUCCAACGCGCACGCGAUGCACGGCCAUGUGUCAUCUUCUUCGACGAAUUGGACUCGGUGGCACCAAAGCGCGGAAACCACGGCGAUUCAGGGGGUGUCAUGGACCGCAUCGUCAGCCAGCUUCUAGCAGAGCUUGACGGUCUGUCGGGUGGCAAAGCUGGCGCAGAUGUCUUCGUAAUUGGCGCCACGAACCGCCCGGACCUGUUAGACUCAGCUCUGCUUCGUCCUGGACGGUUCGAUCGUAUGCUUUAUCUUGGAGUCAGCAAGACGCACGCAGCGCAACUGAACAUCCUACAAGCGCUGACGAGGAAGUUCCGUCUCCAUCCUGACCUCAAGCUCGAGGACAUAGCAGAACAAUGCCCUUUCCAUUACACCGGCGCUGAUUUCUAUGCCCUGUGUGCUGAUGCACUCUUGAAAGCCAUGUCGAGGAAGGCUGAAGAACUGGAGGCCACUAUCGCGGAACUCAACAAACUUCCGCCCGAUCCUCAACAUCCAUACCCACUCACCCCACAGUACUAUCUUGCCGUGAUGGCCACAACCCAGGAGACGGAGGUUCUCGUGUCACAAGAGGACUUCGAGACCGCACUCAGAGAACUUGUCCCUAGCGUCAGCCAGGCCGAGAUGGACCACUACGCACAAAUCCAGCAGCGAUUUUCCACAGAAACAAUCAAUGGGUCGUGA